CAGUGGAAGUCAGCUGACAGUUGUGACCAACCAGCGGGUGUAACAUCUCAACUGAGGAGACCCCGAACGGAGAAAGAAGCCUCCCUCUGUCCACACUCACCGUAUCAGCCGCGGAGAACCGGACAGCCGUUACCCCCGACACCCGGCCACGUCUUCCCGCCUCCAGCAGGAUGAGUGUCGGGGCUCCGAGAGGCCUGGCCAGCUCGGGGCAGAAGCCCAUCGCGGAGAUCCUUCACCCGCUGUCCGCCGCCGAGGAGCCGCUCUCAGUCACCGUCAACGUCGGUGGGGACAAGGAAGCCGGGCUGACCAACGGCACGCCAGUCGACACGUCGAGUCCCGCCUCCGCAUCCUCGCUGUUCAACAGGCUGCAGCUGGACGACGACCUGGAAGCAGACGUCCGGGACCUCUACGCCUCCACAGAAACCCGCGACCUUUUUGUCACAGUUGACGACCCAAAGAAGCAUGUCUCCACCAUGGAGACCUACAUCACCUACAGAGUCUCCACCAAGACAACGCGGAUAGAGUUUGACCUGCCGGAGUACUGCGUGCGACGGCGCUACCAGGACUUUGACUGGCUGAGGACCAAGUUGGAGGACAGCCAGCCGACCCACCUCAUCCCUCCCUUGCCAGAGAAGUUCGUGAUGAAGGGCGUGGUCGAUCGUUUUUCGGAGGAGUUUGUGGAGACCAGGAUGAAAGCUCUGGACAAGUUCCUGAAGCGAGUUGCCGACCACCCCGUCCUGUCCUUCAACCCACAUCUAAACGCUUUCCUUUCUGCCAAGGACCUGAACAAGCGUCAGGGUCUGGCCCUGCUGACCAAGGUGGGCGAGUCCGUGAAGCACGUGGCCGGAGGCUACAAGCUUCGGGCGCGGCCAGCGGAGUUCUGCGCCAUGGGAGAAUACCUGGACACCUUCACCCAGAAACUGGGAACCAUCGACCGCAUCGCUCAGAGGAUCCUCAAAGAGCAGUCGGAGUACCUGACAGAGCUGCGCGAGUAUGGCACUGUAUACUCCAACUGGGCAGCCUCUGAGGAUGAGCUGCAGCGCCCCCUGGAGGGCGUGGCCGGCUGUGUGACGACGUGCUGCGGAGCGCUUGAUGAGCAGAGUGAGAACAUGAGCCAGGACUUCCUGCCAGUACUUCGAGAGUACAUCCUCUACAUAGAGUCCAUGAAGAAUGUUUUGAGGAAGCGAGACCAGACCCAGGCGGAGUAUGAGGGCCGACUUGAAGCAGCCAUAUUGCGCAAGCAGGAGGACAGAACGCCAAUGCCAGUGGAGGUAGAGAAGUGCCAGGACAAAGUGGAGUGUUUCAACGCUGACCUGAAGGCUGACUGGGAGCGCUGGCAGAGCAACAAGAGACAAGACUUCAAGCAGCUUCUUACGGGCAUGGCCGACAAAAACAUCAACCACUAUGAAAAGUGCCAGGCAGCGUGGGAGUCGCUCAUAACUCUCCUCCAGGACAAACAGACUGAGGACAAAACGAGUGAGACGAACUGAAACACCUCCUCAUGUCCCCGUCCCCCCCCGUUCUCUGUAUGACACACUCUCUCAUGCCAAGGAAAAGGACCAACCCGGGCAGCAGAUUUGAACUGCCGGACUCUGCCCCUGUUCUCCUGUGAGACGAUUGUACGGAGGGGGAGUCGUCUCGCUCAGAGAUCUGACCUGCGAAGGAGGUAACGAAUGGUGCGUUCAAGGACAGCGGGUGAAGAGGAGAGGCCUACUAUGUACAGACAUUUUGCUUUUGUUUUUGUUCUUUUGUUGUCGUUCUUAUUGACUUUUUCUACUUCAUAUUUCCAAUUAACAGUGAGUUGCCAAUGCUGCUUGUGUUUAUUUAACCACAGUCUCAGAGAGUUUUCAGUCUGUUCUCUCCAUGUUCAUGUUGAGCCAAGCGGAAGUGAAGGAUAAGUCUUUAGUAUUGCAGAAAACCAAUAAGAUAAUAAUAUUUUUGCGUGGGCGUAUGAAGUAUGAAGCAUUCAGAGCAUCCCCAAGAUCUUUUAUUCUGUGUCCCAUUGUAAAAACCUCUAACAAUGGAACACUAAAACCCCUCCACUGGAACAUUAUUAAACAUUAAAUUCUCUUUCAUCUCUUAAGGGCAUCAUAUUGGCUGUAAAUUUAAAGGACCGUACCCGUUAUUUUUGCAUGUUUCAGCCCCAUAACUUCUUAUACUUGCCAUUACUGUUAAUCAUUUCCCUAAAGUUCCUGAACUUUAGAGUUUUCCUUUUUCCCCUGCAACUGCUGUUGUGAUAAAAAAAAAAUCACUUCGUAGACACUUUGUAUUCAAAGUAAAAUAUGGAUGGAGAAAGAGCAGGUGUAGCAACAGAGCUCAGUCAAAGCCUGUAAUGAUUAUCUAAAAGGGAAACUUUGCGUUUUUGAUCCUUACAGAUAAAUAGAACUGAAGCAAAGCUGCAUUUAACAGUGAUGACACAAGCGUUCCCUUUAUCAGGGAAGUGGCUUUUGUUGGAGGUGAUUUUGUGUUUUUACACCAUGAAGCUAAGCACAGAUCCACUCAGCAGGUUUGGUUAUACGGUUGUGUUUUGAGUGCAGUGUGGCAGCACCACCCGGUGGUUAAACUGCUCAUAGUUUUCAUUCCUUUUGAAACUGGUGGUUUAACAGUGUGUUUGAUUCUCUUGAUAUCACAUGUUUUUUCUUCUUUAUUUUAUUGUUUUUACCACUGCCAUUUAUACAUGCUGUAGGGAUGUCAUGUCUCUUCUUCAAGCUUUAACUCAGUAGAGGAUGCUGAAGGGCAUACCAGGCGGAUUUAUUCAAUGAAAAGCACACAGUUGGAAUUGAAGGUGAAGACACACUGUAAUUUAUUCUCUAUAAACAAAUGACAACAAUCAGGUGUCAGCUUUUUAGUCAAGUUAGUUUAGUUUUUCCUCAGUGACAGUCAUUUAUAGAAGCUUUCUAAAAAAAACAAACGACAUUGGGAAUGUGGCAUUAUCACACCCCAUUAACAACAUUUGUGUCUUGUUUUAAGAAGAGUAAGUCUCUGACCUGAAAUAAGUUAAACGUCUUGUUGCCGCUGGUCAGCAGAGGAGCAAAGAACAUUGAGGCUUCUGGGAAAUCUCUGCUGUGCCAUGUAAACACCUGAGGAGUUGGAUAAACCGGUGCUCAAAAGCGUUUCGUGAACACUCUUCAGGUCAGAGCCAAACAUUGCAAAAACUACAUUCUGAAGUGACACACUCUUUACUUUAAAAGCUGAAGCCACUUGUUUUAAGUAAACUAUUUGGUAUGAGACUAAAUGACUCAGUAAUGUGGAACUAAUUUGCCGAUUUGUUCUGGUGAACCCUCUCAGUUUGACGACAUGACCUCGUCUGCUCACCUGUGACUCAUGGGAAACUUUUUUUAAGAAGAUGUAGUAGCACUCUAGCACAUAUAACUAAUAGCGGUUUUGCGCCACGCUUGGUUCCUCUUUUUUUGUUGUUUUGGGCUCAAAAUGUUGCGGAUGUGACCUUGCCUUAAAAGAAUAUGGAAUGUUCUGUUAUACAUCAAUGAAUAAGCUUUGCUGUACCCACUUCAUUGACUGAUUUUCUAUUCCCAAAAUGGCUUACAACCCCAGAGGAUGGAUGCAGCUUAUCGUUAUUUCCUUAAAUAUCCUGGCUAAUUUGAAUUUAAUUCCUGUGAUUCUUAUUCCCUCCGUCCUCAGCCGUACUUCUAGCUCAUUACACUCAGCAUAAAGUAGCGAGAACUCGACCAGUGAUGACCAGGGCAGACUCAGUCAGGGACAUCAUCAUCAUCAGAACCACAUUUAUAAAGACACUGAUUUCAACUUCUGUUCAUUUGUGGCAUGUUCCCAGUGUUGCAGCCUCAUAAACAUUUUCCAACAAAUGUAAUGAUAGUUUCUUUAGAGUUUCUUUAGCAUAAUUUCAUUUAUUGACAGGAUUUUUCAGAAAUAAGGUUCUGAUUUGACUAUUUCAGGUCUGAGUUCUAAGAGGCUUUGUUAAAAACAGAAAUAUCUCCAUUGUUUUAGUUGUUUUUUUGAUGUCCUUUAGUCCAAUUGUCUUUGAAUGGCCCUCACACUGCUGUCACAUUACUGAGCUUAUCCUCAGUGUAGCCAAAUGUGAGUGCUGUAAAACAGCGAUGAGAGGAAGUGACUGCUUGCAAGCUUGUUUCAGUACUUUUGUCAGUUUUUUUUUUUUUUCGUCUUUCAUGUUCUUCUCUUGAGCUUUAAAAACACGAAGCAGCUACUGUUUCUUCUUACUUACUACCAGAAGUAAAAGAGGUGACACAUGAAGAAAACUUCAUUUUUUUAAUUUAGCCAUUUUUAAUGCACCCAACAACAUGGAGAGAAGGGAGAAGCUACAGCAGGUAGUACUACGGAUGCACUGAUGCUGAACUACUGUAUUUGUACCAAAAUCAAAUCCCCCAUGAAGAGACAGAGUCAGAGGAGUUUAGAAAUCAAAACAAACCUUCUGUAUUGUUUGUUUUUUCACAUAUACUUUAGAAGAAGACCCAUAUUUUUUUAAUCUCCAAAUUACUGCUUUAAAGAACAGUUCCAUUAUAAUUAGCUAACUUUCCACAUUUUCCAUCCUUACGUUUAUUGCCACAACUUAUAUGAACAUACUCCAUAAUUAAAGAUAUUUUUAAAAAUGUUUUAUUCCAACCGCACAGGCUGAGUCACUAUUGUUCAAGUAGCAACAGCAGGAAUUCAGGAAAGGUUAAAGCUACCCUGUAGUGUUUUUGACCACUAGUAGCAGUAAAGAGCAGUGUUUUUGUGAGGGUGUCCCCAGUUUGUUUAUAUCUCAAGGAUGAGUUAGAAAAACUGAAUGUGAACAUCAAUUUGUUAGUUUACAAGAACACUCCACAGGGCACCUUUUAAACCAGGUUGUUUUAUCAGACUGUAAAGUUUUACAUUCCAAAAUCUGUUAAGCAUUUCAUCACAGCACUUGGUAACACCACAAGGCAAUUUCCACAUUUUCUUGCAACAUAAACAACCAGUAGCUAAUGUUCACUGUAACCCAAGUACAUUUUAAUACAUUGACUUAUCGAAGUAAGGAAUAGGAAAUGUAGCAAACAUGAAAAAAGUUAGGACAUAAAAAGCGACUUCACUUUAAGUUCGGUUUUAUUCUUCUGUAUCAGAUCAGUACUUAUCUGUUGUUUACAGCCGGGCACUGUGAAUUGUGGCAGUGAUUAAAAAAAUAAUAAUAAUAAUAAAACAGGCAUCGAUGCAUCUGUAGACUUUCCUGCUAUUUGAUGUAAAUUAAGUAACUACCGAUCUGAGCAUGCACAAGGGAUCAUUCAGACUUUUUGUUCUAAUGGCAAUAUACUGUAUAUUCAAUAUACCCCAAUGUACAGUUGAAUUAUGGUACAGCUAAGUCUAUUUUUGUAUAAAAGAAGCAGGAGAUCAUUUUUGGGUUCCCAAUGAGUAUGUGAAGGUUACAAUAGUAUAUUUCAGAAGGGAUUUUGGAGAUUUGUACUAACAAUGUAAACCCAAAUGAGGAAUGAAAUAAUUUAUUUUUAUUUUUUUAUGCCCAUUGGAAACCCAACAAGUUCUCUGACUAAUUUACUUCUUAUUAUUGAUAGCCAUUGUAAAAUCCCCAUCUUAUACUGUGUACCUGCUGAUUUGUUUUUGCACUAUAGCUCCACCCCCUGGCAGAAAUGUCUGCUGAAAACAUUAAACAAAAAACUAAAAUUGCUUUUUUCUGCAGUUGCCAAAAAUAACAAUAGUCGAGUUGGUUGAGACAUAUUUUACAUCUCAGUUUGGAAACUUGGUUUUGCAUCGUCUGCAAACGGGGACGAUGAUGGCCGUGACUGUUCAAGCCUGCAAAGAAGGGAGAGUCAGGGGAGAUUUUUGUUUUUCUUUAAUGUACAAAUCAAAUGUUUCUAAGCCAAAUGUUCCCAUCUUUUCCUUUUGUGUUCUUCACAUAGAUUCACACUUGAAGAGAAAAUCUGAUUUGCAGCACAGGAUAAACCUGAUCAAUCAAACCUGUAUGAAAGGUUAACGACUUAUGAACGUGUGAAUCUAGCUUCUGUCUUUUUAUUUCUGUUCCUCCCCAGUGUGGACUGUUUACGUUCAGAGUUUUUAUUGUACAUUUGGAUGUUAAUAACAUCUUGUUGUAAUUAUAAAUAAGCUUGUAUAUUGAUGUCGUUUUGAUGCAAUUUAUCUUUACCUCAAAUGAGUUUUUUGGAUAUAUUGGACCAAUAAUAAAAAGAACGAAUGCAAUUGA
Messenger RNA from Dicentrarchus labrax (European seabass), 6160 nucleotides. RefSeq names its product sorting nexin family member 30 (gene snx30). The transcript is spliced from 9 exons. Lineage: Eukaryota; Metazoa; Chordata; Actinopteri; Moronidae. The coding region runs from base 171 to 1490 and encodes 439 amino acids. Gene Ontology annotation, molecular function: phosphatidylinositol binding. The record is from RefSeq and is a predicted model, not a curated record.